AUGAAUCCUCGCGCAUUUCGGACCUUGAAGUUCGCCAUGUCCCAGAUUCAGACUCGCUCGUUUGCUAGUGCCUCGGCGACAAAACCGAGGCAUCUUCUCUCUAUCAGCGACCUCAGUCCUGCUGAGUUCACUCGGCUCGUCCUCAAUGCCUCCGCUCACAAGAAGGCCGUGAAGGCCGCUUUCGCCGCCGGCCAGGAGCCGCCAAAACCUCUCCAUGGCUCUCUGGCAGGAAAGACUGUGGCCAUGAUGUUCAGCAAGCGCAGUACCAGGACUCGUGUUUCGACGGAAGCUGCUGUCCAAUUAAUGGGUGGUCAUCCCAUGUUCCUGGGCAAGGAUGAUAUCCAGCUAGGGGUUAACGAAUGCUUACUUGACACAUCUGUUGUCAUUUCCUCCAUGACAUCGUGCAUGGUCGCCCGCGUGGGGCCACAUAGGGAGGUAACAGAAUUGGCGGAGCACUCGUCGGUACCUGUUAUCAAUGCGCUCUCAAGUGAUUUUCACCCUCUGCAGACAAUUGCCGAUUUCCAAACGAUCCACGAGACAUUCGGCGCCGGUCGGACGCCGACCGAGUCGAGCCUGGGUUUGGAGGGGCUCAAGGUUGCGUGGGUGGGCGAUUCCAACAAUGUGUUGUUCGACUUGGCCAUUGGCUGCGUCAAGAUGGGCGUCGACAUCUCUGUUGCGUCGCCCGCCGGCUAUGGCAUCCCUGAGAAGAUGCGCCAGGUGAUUUUGGCUGCUGGCGAGGGUGUGGCCCGCCCGGGCAAGCUGUUCGAGACGACAGUACCUGAGGAAGCCGUCAAGGAGGCCGAUAUCAUUGUGACGGACACUUGGGUGUCAAUGGGCCAGGAGGACGAGAAGCAGAAGAGGUUGAAGGCCUUCGCCGGUUACCAGGUAACCAACGAACUGGCCACAAGGGGCGGGGCUAAGCCGGAUUGGAAGUUUAUGCACUGCCUGCCGAGGCAUCCGGAGGAGGUGGAUGAUGAAGUGUUUUAUGGCCCACGGUCUCUCGUCUUCCCAGAAGCUGAGAACAGGCUCUGGGCUGCUGUCGCGGUACUGGAGGCGUUCGUGGUCAACAAAGGCAAGAUUCUGUAA
Molecule: messenger RNA, 1086 nt
Organism: Thermochaetoides thermophila DSM 1495
Lineage: Eukaryota; Fungi; Ascomycota; Sordariomycetes; Sordariales; Chaetomiaceae
Product: ornithine carbamoyltransferase-like protein
Exons: 3
Coding region: 1-1086 (361 amino acids)
Biological process (GO): L-citrulline biosynthetic process
Cellular component (GO): mitochondrion
Molecular function (GO): ornithine carbamoyltransferase activity; amino acid binding
Source: RefSeq, a predicted model, not a curated record